Messenger RNA from Zea mays, 1932 nucleotides. Its product is annotated as Plastidal glycolate/glycerate translocator 1 chloroplastic. The transcript has 8 exons. Bases 76 to 1704 code for a protein of 542 amino acids. Lineage: Eukaryota; Viridiplantae; Streptophyta; Magnoliopsida; Poales; Poaceae. The record is from RefSeq and is marked provisional.
CUGCUCAAGACGAGGGAGGAGCAGAGACCGAACUCUGCCGUCUCUUCCUCCUCCCUCUGCACCCCCACGAGCUCCAUGGCCGCCACCGCCAUGAUUGGGAUUACCAACCUACGUUGCCGCCACGACCCGCUCUCCUCCCUUCCCCGGGCUACGUCGUCGGCCGCCCGGUCCUGUACGCUGCUUCCUCCUCGAUGCCGCCGCCAUUCUUCUUGCUGCUCCCCUUCCUCCUCCGUCUCUCCGUGCCGGGCCCGGGUCCGACCAACAGCAGCACUGAAGCGCAUCCCUGCCGCCGACACCGGCUUCAUGGGUCCAGCCAACAAUGAGGCCACCACGCUUAAACGAUCAUCGUCGGCCGACCUUCGCCGCCGCCUUAUCGUCCCCAGCUCCACCGCUGGCACCGGACACGCCGCCAGUGCUUCCACAGGAGUGCUGCCCGCCAUUAUCGGGGUGGCGCAUCUGCUCGUGUCGCUGGGCAUUCUGCUCGCCAUGGACAAGUUCCUCAAGCAGGCAUUCGUCGCCGCGUCCAUCAAGUUCCCGAGUGCCCUUUUCGGCAUGUUCUGUGUCUUCUCGGUGCUCGUAGUCUUCGACACAUUCGUGCCUCCUCUCGCGAAGGCGUUCAUUGGCUUCUUUGAGCCCGCCACGCUGUUCAUCCAGAGGUGGCUGUCCUUGUUCUACGUCCCGACACUGGUCGUGCUGCCGCUCGCCGUCGGGGAUAUUCCAGCGGCCUCAGGAAUCAAGAUCCUUGCAAUCACUUUUGGUGGCUGGUUUGCUACCCUGACGGUGGCAGGAUAUACAGUGUUAGCCAUGCGAAAACUCGUGAAGACAGAGCUUCUUGCACCAUCGGAGCCCACGAAGAAGCCGUCGCCGUUUUCCACGUCGGAGAUCUGGGCAUGGUCAGCUAUAUUCGUCGCGUCGUUCGGCGUCGCAUGUUUCAAUCCCACGGCGUUUGGUACCACGGCAAGAACAUGCCUUCCUUUCCUGCUUGCUGCUAAUGUGCUGGGAUACAUGGUUGGUUCUGGGUUACCACCUGGCGUCAAGAAAGUGCUGCAUCCGAUCAUCUCCUGCGCACUCUGUGCAGAUUUCGCGGCGCUAGCCUAUGGGUACAUCUCAGGGUUUGGACUUGAUGCCGUGCUAGGUGCUUACCUCACAAAGGUGCCCUCUAAUCCUGGAGCCGGUGACGUACUAAUGACUUUCCUUGGGUCUGUGAUCAUAUCAUUUGCAUUCUCGAUCUUCAAGCAGAGAAAGCUUGUGAAGAGGCACGCAACAGAGAUUUUCACAUCAAUUGCCAUCGCGUCGACAUUCUCUCUGUACUCAACUGCUAUCAUAGGGCGCCUGAUUGGGCUAGAGCCAUCGUUAACCAUAUCAAUACUGCCAAGGUGUAUUACUCUGGCGCUGGCUUUGAGCAUAGUGUCUUUCUUUGAAGGUGUAAACUCUUCGGUAACUGCUGUCGUGGUUGUCCUUACCGGGCUCAUCGGUGCGAACUUUGUGCUAGCAGCCAUGGAGAAACUUGGUCUGAACGACCCCAUCUCCAGAGGAGUAGGGACAGCUUCCAGCGCUCAAGGACUGGGAACAGCAGCACUGGCGGCCAAGGAACCUGAAGCGCUCCCUUUCUGCGCCAUCGCUUAUAGUUUCACGGGGAUUUUCGGCACGCUGAUCUGCUCGGUUCCGGCAGUCAGGCAAAGCCUGAUAUUCAUAGCUGGUUAAGAGAUGAUCUGAAUUUGACGGUUUCAUUCUUUAGAUAAAAGAAGCAGCUUGCUUCCUCCCUCCGUGUUCAGAAGGUCAGGAAGCAACGCCCCACAUGUCAGGUCAGGAUCUAAUAUGUGUAGGGGCUUGAAAAAAAAAGGCGAAUAAUUCUGUAAUCAGGAUGUAACCGAAAUACUACAGUUUUUUUUUUCUUGUGACAAAAUACUACUAGAGGAAGGUAGAUCCGUU